Messenger RNA from Hemiscyllium ocellatum (epaulette shark), 7697 nucleotides. RefSeq names its product laminin, beta 2-like (gene lamb2l). The transcript has 36 exons. The coding region runs from base 481 to 5994 and encodes 1837 amino acids. Gene Ontology annotation, biological process: cell migration; substrate adhesion-dependent cell spreading; basement membrane assembly. NCBI's taxonomy places the organism in Eukaryota, Metazoa, Chordata, Chondrichthyes, Orectolobiformes, Hemiscylliidae. Gene Ontology annotation, cellular component: laminin trimer. The record is from RefSeq and is a predicted model, not a curated record. Gene Ontology annotation, molecular function: extracellular matrix structural constituent.
AGUGUGAACAGCAGGAGUGUCCGGGGGGAGAGCACAGCUCUCUCUCUCUCUCUCUCUCUGGCGAGUUCACUUGCAGCACCUUGUUACUUGAAUCUAGGUGACCUGAGAGAUCUCUCCUUCCCCUCCCUGAGGGUCAGCCCCUCGGGACUGUUCCAGUGGGUCACUUCACCUUGUGAUCUCCUGGAGGUGUUCCUGUGUCAGAGAGAGAGAGAGAGAACUUUCCCUGGCCGCUGUGUGAGGAAGUAACCGGUGAAUGUCCCUGGAUUUAAAGACAACACUGUACUCGCCUGGGCAAAGUUACAAGUAUCCUCUUGGCAAUAUGGAUCUGACAGUGAAGGCUGAACAGCAGUGAGGAUCUCGCGGUGAUCAGGAUCAAGGACUCGGUGGAUCCGCAUCUUCGGAGAUCCUUGAAAAGAGGCAGAUUUAGGACUGUCGGAGGUUGUGUCUUGUGGAAAGCAGAAUUGGCUGUGACCACUCAGAAUGACACGUUUACUAGCCCUGUUGCUGUUCGCAGGGAGCUGCUUUGCUCAGGAUCUCCCAUCCUUACCUCAUGGAUGUACAGAGGGAAGCUGUUACCCAGCAACCGGUAACCUCCUGAUUGGACGAGCUCACAACCUGACUGCCUCAUCUACCUGUGGGAUGGAGGGGCCGAGUGACUACUGUAUUGUCAGCCACCUCCAGGAGGUGGAGAAAUGUUUCCAGUGUGAUUCUAGAAGGUCAUACGACGCUGUGACAAACAGGAAUAGUCACCGGAUAAGGAAUGUGAUCUAUCUGACUGAUCAGAGGGAGGAGAAGACCUGGUGGCAAUCUGAAAAUGGGGAAGAAAAGGUCAAUAUCCAGCUAGACCUCGAAGCUGAAUUCCACUUCACGCACCUCAUCAUGAAAUUCAAGACAUUUCGCCCAGCUGCCAUGUACAUUGAGAGAUCUUCAGACUUCGGCCGGACGUGGAAAGUGUAUCGUUACUUUGCUUUCAACUGUACAGUUUCCUUCCCUCAUAUCCCCACGGGCCUCCUAAGGAGGAUCGAUGAUGUUAUUUGUGAGCAUCGUUAUUCAGAUAUUGAACCAUCCACAGACGGUGAGGUUAUUUACAAAGUGCUCGAUCCUGCCAUCAAAGUGGCUGAUCCCUACAGCCUGGAGAUUCAAGAUCUCCUGAGAAUUACUAACUUGAAAAUACACUUCACCAAGCUACACACUCUUGGAGACAACCUGCUGGACAGGCGGAUGGAGGUUCUGCAGAAAUAUUAUUAUGCUUUGUUUGAGUUGGUGGUCCGUGGCAGCUGCUUCUGCUAUGGCCAUGCUUCAGAGUGCUCUCCCGUGGCUGGGGUUCAAGCAGGAGUGCCUGGAAUGAUUCAUGGGAGGUGUACCUGUAAGCACAACACCAAAGGGUUAAACUGCGAGCAGUGCAAGAACUUCUACCAUGAGUUGCCAUGGAGACCAGCGGAGGUGGAUAACCCACACGCUUGCAAAGAGUGUAACUGCAACAAGCAUGCGACCAGCUGCCACUUUGACAUGGCUGUGUACAUCGCAACAGGAAACCUGAGUGGGGGUGUGUGUGAAAACUGUCAACACAACACGAUGGGCAGGAACUGUGAGCUCUGCAAGCCCUUUUAUUAUCGAAAUCCCACAGCAGACAUCCGCUCUGAGGACGCCUGUAUCCCAUGUGACUGUGAUCCUGUCGGUUCCCUGGAGGGUGGGAUCUGUGACAGUGACACAGACCUGGACUUUGCCAUCAUUGGGGGUCAGUGUCGCUGCAAGGAGAAUGUGAGAGGUACUCGAUGUGACCGCUGCAAGGAGGGAUUCUAUGGCCUGAGCAUGGACAAUCCACACGGCUGUCAGGCGUGUAGGUGUGACCCUCGGGGCGUUAUCUUGAGUACGGCUCCAUGUGAUGCGAUCAGUGGAGAUUGUUUCUGCAAACGCUACGUGACAGGACGUUACUGUGACCUCUGUCUGCCAGAAUAUUGGGGACUCAGUAACGACAUGGCGGGUUGUCGACAGUGUGACUGUGACUUUGGAGGCGCCUACAAUAACAGAUGUUCGAUGGAGAGCGGGCAGUGUGACUGCCGACCCAAUAUUAUUAGCAGACGCUGCCAGGACGUUGAGCCAGGAUUCUUCUGUAUGCCUCUGGAUUUCUACACCUAUGAAGCAGAGAAAGCCGAACCACGGGCACCAACAGACCAGCUGCCAGGGGCAAUCAAACAUCAGGUCAAUGGCAACUGCAUAGAUUUCACCCUCCAGCACGGGCUCGACAUCCAGGAGAUUGUCAGGCGGAGGAGGCAACAUCGCCAGGCGUCCCGUGUCUGGGCCUCGAGACAUCGCCACCGAAGAAUCCGUCAACGGAAGGUGUAUGUGGAAAUUGUUAACCGGAAACGGCCACGUGACCAGAUGAUCACCUGGAGUGGUCCAGGUUUUGCACGAGUCCAGGAUGGAGCAGGGUUGCUGUUUCAUGUCAGUAACAUCCCGUACGCCAUGGAUUACAAUGUGAUGGUGCGCUAUGAGCCUGAGUCAGCAGAAGAUUGGGAGGCAAUAAUCAGUAUUCACACCGUGGGUUUACCCAUCAGUCAUCGCUGUGGCAAUCUCCUACCUCAUGGCCAGCCUUACAGAGUGGCAUUACGUCAUACAGAAAGGUAUGUUAUGGUUUCAACUGCCUUUUGCUUUGAGCCUAACAUCCAUUAUGAGAUCAGCAUCAGGUACCAGCGGCUCCGAGCUCCCCAGUGGAACACAAACAGUUACCUCUUGGUGGAUUCUUUGGUUCUAUUGCCCAAGUAUUCCGAGCUACCAGGCUUCGCUGGCAGGGAUCCGGUUGCAGUACAUCACCGUGAGGAAAUGGUUCGGUACAUGUGCCUGGACUCCUUUAUGAUGGCCAGCAUGCCCAUGUUGGCUGAGAUGUGUGUCAGGCUGAUUUGCAGCAUCUCCGCUAUCAUGCACGAUGGCGCUCUGCCUUGUCAGUGUGAUCCACAGGGAUCCAUCAGUUCUGUCUGUGAGAAGAUGGGAGGACAGUGUGAAUGCAGGAACAACGUGAUAGGUCGACAAUGUGACCAGUGUGCUCCCGGACACUAUGGCUUUGGACCCUAUGGCUGUUCUCCAUGUGACUGCAACCCUGAAGGCUCAGUGCACGGCAUGUGUGACCAAAUGACUGGUCAGUGUCACUGCCGGGCAGGGGCAAGGGGUCGCCAGUGUGACCAGUGUUACCCACAACUCUGGGGCUUUCCAACCUGCCAACCCUGCCACUGCAAUGGGCACUCGGAGGACUGUGACUCCCAAACUGGGGCAUGCCUGAACUGUCGGGAUAACACAUCUGGACAUCAUUGCCAAAGAUGUUCUGAGGGUUACUACGGAAACCCGGUUCUGGGCUUUGGAGAGCAGUGCAGACCCUGCCCGUGUCCCCAUUACCCAGGGAGUGACCAUUACCAUGGAUUGUCCUGUCACGCAGACCUUGUUUCUGAUCAGAUUGUUUGUUACUGUCAAACAGGGUACACAGGGUCUCGCUGUGAUGUGUGUGCGCCUGGUUACUAUGGUAACCCUGAGGUACCAGGAGGGAAAUGCUGGCCGUGUCAGUGUAACAAUAACAUCGACCUGACUGAUCCUGGGGCGUGCCACCCGGACACAGGGGAGUGCUUGAAGUGUCUCUAUAACACUGACGGCCCUCACUGUGAGGCCUGUAAGGCGGGUUACUAUGGCAAUGCCCUCCAGCAUGACUGCAGGGGGUGUACCUGCAACUUUCUGGGCACGCUGGAGUCUGAGUGUAAUUCCAGGGAGUACUGCCACUGUGAUCGCACAACUGGGCAUUGUCCUUGCAGGGAGAACGUCGUUGGAAAGAACUGUGACAAGUGCAGACAGAAUUACUGGAACUUUGGCAGUUUGCAAGGAUGUGAGCCGUGUAGGUGCCAACCCGAACACUCUCAAAAUCCACACUGCAACAUGUUCACAGGUCAGUGUGAGUGCCGCCCAGGACUGGGAGGUCAGACCUGCUCAGAGUGCCAGGAAGGAUACUGGGGCAAUCCUGCUCUCGACUGUCGGGCAUGUGACUGUGAUCCGGACGGUUCCGAGAUACAACAAUGUGAUCGGUCUACUGGCCGCUGCCUCUGUAAGGAAGGCUUCACUGGCCCUCGGUGUGACCAGUGUAACCGAGGUUACCAUGGACGGUCCCCCAGCUGUGCUCGGUGUCAUCCCUGCUUCGAUUUGUGGGACGAGAAGGUGAAACAGUUAGGGGAGAGGCUGCGAGCUCUCAAGGAGGCAGUGCAUCGUCUCACCAUGUCUGGGGCAGCUGGAGCAGGGAACGACAGUCUCCAGGAGCUGGAGAAGAAGCUACAGCAUGUCGAGACACUGCUCCACGAGGAACCUCUCACCAGCGCCAGAACUCUGGACCAGCUGAACCGUCUGGCUGAGAGUCUCAGGAAGGAGAUGAAGCAACUGUCACAGAGGAUGGACACUCUGACAGAAGAUACAGCCAGGACCGAGGCGAAAAACAACAAAGCAGAAAGGGAUAUUAACCAGCUGGAGGAGGAAUCGAGGAUUCUCAACAUGUCACUCAUCGAGAAAACAAAGGAGCUGCAGAAAUUUAUCACGUCAAACUUCAAAGAGCUCUAUGAUUCAAUGCUCAAGUCUUACCAGGAAUCCUGUGAAGCUGAGAGAGUGGUGAACGGGUCAGUAUCUGGUCCACACAGCCCAAUUGUACAAUCAGAGGAUACAAGACAUGAAACAGAGAGACUCCUUCAGGAACAGGAAAAUACCUUCCGAAAGUCAAUGGCUGCUCAGAGGAAACAGCUGAAGGAUUUGGAGAAUAAAGUCAAGGAGCUAAUGGUGGAAAGCAUCAAUGAGAAGGUGUGUGGUUCGUCCAGGGGCCAGAGCUGCGAUACAGACCCGUGCGGUGGUGCCAAUUGUCAGGAUGAUGCGGGGAAUCGUCAGUGUGGAGGAGAGAGCUGCUCUGGGGCUCUCAGUGAAUCCAUGGAGGCCCUGCAGAGAGCAACCAACUCAACCAUCAUGCUGCAGGACAUUCAGAACCAACUCGACUCUGUCUCUCAAAGGAUUGAGGCGAUACACAGCCAAGCUGAAGAGGCUAAAUCUAAAGCUGCUGCUACACUGCAGAAAGCAUCCAACACAAAAAACCACAUCACCGCCUCGGUGGACGAUCUACGCAAAUUCAUUAAGGCGGUGAAAGACUUUCUCAAUGAGGAAGGCGCAGACCCAGAAAGCAUUGAACUGUUGGCCAACAUGGUCCUGAACAUCUCGUUCCCUGUCAGCUUGCUGGACAUUCGCAGGAUCCUGCAGGACAUUAAAGACACCAUGGCAAACAUCAAGGACGUCGACACAAUCCUCAACGACACAUCGCAAAAUCUACAGCUCGCUCAGCAACUGCUCCAACGGGCUGAGAAAGUGAAGAAUCGAGCUGCAGAGGUAAAUGGUGAUGUGACUGAUGUAAAACUCAAUGUCGAGGAUGCAAACUCCAAGCUGGCGUUAGCUGAGGAAUCACUGCAAAAGGCCAGGAAUAACACUGCUGCUGCUGAGGAUUCCAUCAAGAAGCUGGACACUUUUCUUAACUUGAUUGAGAGUCAACUAAUGAAAAUGAUGGAGCGAUUUGAAAACCUGUCCACUGGAGUCCAGAUGUUGGAAAAUCAAACCAUUGCCAACAGGAACAAGGCUCAAGACUUGCGAAGUGAAGUUUCUGCUAUUCGAAAGAGAACGAACCGACUGCACAAUAAUGACCUGAAGGAGGUGGAGAGGCGUUAUGAGGAGCUGAGAGACAAGAUCAGCUUGCUGGGUAAUGGUACUGAAGAUGGGAAUGAAAGAGCGAAGAAAAUCAAAGAGGAGGCUGAGAAACUGAGAAACCGGGCGACAGACAGCCUGCAAAAGCUGAACGCUUUGGAGAAGAAAUUUAACAGAAAUAAGCAAGUGAUGACAGCCAAGUUGGAUAUGUUGCAGGAUUUGGAACAGAAUGUCACAGAUCUGCUGGAAUACAUCCGGGAGAGGUCACAGUAUUACGGCUUUUGCUCAUAACGGAGGCUGGGGCCGUCAGUAGAUUCUCCUGUUUCUGUCUCUGAUUCAGCUUCUGUUCCUGAAUUUCUAUUUGGCAGCUGCUAUGACAGCUGAUAGUGGUGCCUCCUCUCUGCUAUUGACUGGGGUAUGACUGGCCUCUAUUGCCUCCCCACCCUGACGCCUGUGAAAAUGCCCAACAGUCAGCUGUUGGGCUGCAGUAGGCAUCGUAGCCUGUAGCCAGUUUCUACCUUGUUUCUUUGCUUACAGCUGAACCUUUUCCCAGACAGAAAUAUGUGGGCCCUGCGUUUUUGUUGAUUGUUGUGUCUGUCACACAUUGCUGUCUUUUUUUAAAAUACAAACUGUAGUUUGAAACAUUUGACACUGUUAAUUAUGGAGCAGAAUUGAGUCCAGCAUUCUCUUCAAAACCUGCCUCAAAGUGUCAAGUCAAUUAGUGCCUCACAAUUCCAUUUGGCUUUGGUUUUUCUCCAGGGUGGUUCCAUAACAGUGUCAAAGUCCACCCCACACUGCAGACUCUGCAUUUCAGCCUUUUACAUUGGGAUAGUCCGGUGGUGCUGAAUCCCUCUCCUGCCUGUUUAAUUUGAACACUGAGUGGACAGUAGAGGACAUUGCAGGUUACAUUCUGUUCAGUGACCCCAGCCUGCCCUACACAAACUCACAGGCAUGUACACCCUUCCCAGUGUUAGAGGACAGUCACAGGGGAACGAAUUUAGAUUAGAUUCCCUACAGUGUGGAAGAGUAACCCACCAGACCCAUCCCCCUCAACUAAUGCACCUAACACUAUGGGCAAUUUAGCAUGGCUAAUUCACCCUGACCUGCACAUCUUUGGACUGUGGGAGGAAACCCAUGCAGACACGGGGAGAAUGUGCAAACUCCAUACAGACAGUCGCCCGAGGAUGGAAUCGAACCUGGGACCCUGGUAUUGUGAGGCAGCAGUGCUAACCACUGAGCCACUAGGGGCUGGGAAUAUUUCAUCAGUCCUGAGGGUGGUGAGUGGGGACUUCUGUCUCCCUGCCUCCAAGCAGAUUUGAUCCAUUCAAGCUUCUCAUCAAACCGGGCCCUUUAAUUGAGGGAGGAGGCAAUUGUUUAUUUGGACCAUCACACCCAUCAAGUCUGAUCGCAGCCUGUGGAAUAUGUGGCACAUUCAACCAGAGGCCAAUAUAGCAAAGGUAUAUGUUACAUAGAAUAACACAGCACCGAGAGCUUGGCCAUUCUGCCCAGCUCUGAGCUGCUGUUUAUACUUUAUGAUGCUUGACUCUUAACUGCCCUUUGAAAUGGCCGACCGAGCCACUCAGUUCAAGGGCAACAAGGGAUGUGCAGUAAAUGCUGGCCCACUCAGUGACGCCCACAUUCUACGAACACAGAAAGUAAAUCCCCUCUUUGAUUUUCUUUGCCAACAGGCCCCUGGGUUUGUACAGGGACAGGGGAACUGAAAUGUAACUGUUCACUUGGGGAUUUCUUCUUGCCCUGUGUUUACUAAUGUUUUUCCAUGAGAUAAUAUAAACCUGUAAACAUCUCUCAAACCUUAUCCCACAGCUCUCAGCGAACCUGUGGCAUUUACUGCAAUGAAAAUACUGCUCUGUUACAUUGUAUUCAGGAAGUUGGGAGAGAAAGGUAUUUGGUUUUACACAUCAUUGCAGACAGACAGUGGACUGCAAUGCUCCAACCACAUUAAACCAUAAAUAAAAUGACUAUUUUUAAAUAAA